Messenger RNA from Vitrella brassicaformis, 4188 nucleotides. The record is from the annotation of a GenBank genome assembly. Lineage: Eukaryota; Vitrellaceae.
CGUCACUAGUCCAAUCAGCCACCCAUGGACAGACGAUUAAUUACUCACCUUACAUCCAUCCAUCCAUCCCAGCCAGACAUACAGUCAGUAGUACCAAUCACUCUUUCGGUCACGGAUAUUCUCGUCCACAUCUCGUUCGUUCAGAUCAUUCCUCGUAUUUCUCGGGCUCAAGCUUCUUCAGAUCUGACGCACGCACGGAUGGGCGAGCCAGCCAACGCACACACAUCUCAUCUAUCUGUUUGUCAGUCGGUCUGCUGUGUCUCUCUCUGUGUCUGGGCACCGACCUUCUGCCGUCAUGUGGCUGCUGAGGCGCUCCAACUCGGGAUUGAUAAGCGGGGGAGACUGGUUACGUCACCAACACACGCACACAGACAGAGAGAACCAAGGGCGAGUGUCUAUCCUGACUGUGGCUCCUUUGCUCGUCCGUCCUCAGUGCUCACUCACCGGCAGCCGUCCAGACCUCCUCUCUGCUCUCGGUGGGGCUGGAGCUGGGGCGGGAGAGGCCUCCCCAGCACCGCCUGCAUCACCAGCCCCCCCUGGGAACAGCUGCUGAAACGACAGACUCGACACGCCGCUCCCAGGCGAGCCACCGCUCGCACCCAAUGGCGGCUCGGGGACACGCAGCCUAGGGGCGGGCGAGAAGGGCCGCAUGGUGGCCAUCAUGCCGCUCUUGGCCGAAAGAUAUCCCCCUGGGCCCGGCACCUCGGCCAUGGACGACGGCAUGGACGGCUGGGAGACGGUGGUGGCGCCUGAGACGCUGAGGCCGACGGUGGUGGUGGUGGUGGUUCCGGCCGACGACACGCCCGUCGUGGGCAUCCCUCCUUCGUGCAUAUCCCUGUAGACAUUGAGGAAUGCCGUCCCCGAGAAGCCCCGCCUGGGGGUGCCGCUCUCAGCGGCAGCUGCCGGCAGACUGGUCGACCGGGGGAUAGGGGCCACAUCGGGCUGCGACGCAGCUAUGGGGCUUGCCACCUCCUUGGGACUCGAUGACGCAUCCUUGGUCGACCGUAUGCGGCCCGGCCGGGCGGGAGGUGGGGGUGGGGGCGGUGGGAGGGUGGUCGGAGAGAUGUACCGGGGCUGGCGCAGGGGCUGCGCCACGGGCAUGUCGGGGAGCAGCUGAUAGGUGUCUACUCCUCCCGCGCUCUGCUUGGACGGCCUGGACGGGUGGAAGCGCCUGCUGGUUCGACGGGUGUCGCCGUGCGGCCGCUUGAAGCCGCCGUCGCCGUCAUCCUCCAUCGCCACAGUGUCAAUAGACUCCAGGGACGCCCCGGCGCCCCCCACAUCGACCGACGGCAGGGAGGUCUGUGAUGAAGACGGAAGAGCACCUGUGUUUUAUGUGCAGAAGGACAGACAGCAUGAGUGCACGCAUUCGGUUGUGGGACGGUCUUCCCUCCGUCCCUCAUUGACAAACAGACUGACAGACUGACUUGCUUGCAUCAUGGUGGUGCUCGUGAGCGAUCCGUAGGGCGUGGACGUGAGGGCGCUGGAUGUGCGCGACAGGCUGGGAGGGGGAGGCGGCGGCGCCCACAACGGACGACCGGUCGCCGACGUCAGGGGCAGAGGCAGCCCACGCGACGGCCCCCUCACGGACGGAUGCAGACUCCCGGACAGAACGUGACCCAUCGUGUCUGGCACCACUGGUUGGUUGAUCAAUCCACCCACCCACCGACACACACAAUACAUACAGCACCAAAACACGCACCAAUUCCAAUGCGCCCAUCCAUUGCUCCCUCCCUACUCUUCCGUGUGUACCUGUUCGUAUAGCCUGGUCGCUGCGGCUUCUUUCCUCUUCCCGUUGCCUCUCCGCCACCACCCGGGCGAUGGUCUCGGGGGAGGGCGUGAUGGGCAGCGAAACCGCCACCAGAGGGACGUCUCUGCCCAGGUUAGGAGGCCCAGGCUCCACAAACCCGCCCCCUGCAGCCGUCCUGGGGUGCCUGCUGGGCGGGGGCGGGGGCGGCUGAAUGAAUCGCGGUCGCCUCAAGUCCUCAAUGCUGGGCAGACGGGGCAUCAUGAUCGACCCGUAAGCCUCGCCGGCCUCCGGGAGCUCGUGCAGACUGCUGGGCCUCGCCUGGCCGUGAGCGAGAGACAUGGCGGGAGGGGGAGGAGGGGGAGGGGCCGGGCCAGACGGGAGGGACGCGAUGGUCGGUGAAGGGCCGGCGGAUAGGGGGGGCUGGGCUGGCCUCGGAGGCGCGAAGAGCGCGCGAGCUCUGACGCGUUUGGAUGGGCGCUGCCUCCUCCUGACGGAGGGUUCUGAUGGUGCGUGCUGAGCGGCGGGUGUGGCGGCGGUGAUGAUGACUUGUGGGGGCGGGAAGUCGGGAGCCGGGGGGGACAAGGGCUCCUCCUCUUCUUCUUCCUCCCCCUCUUCGAUGGCAUGAGGCACUGAUGGUGGUGGUGGCUGCAGUGCACACACACACACACACACACACCCGGUUGUCGUGUAUCUCUGUGGGUUGCAUAUCUCUCACUCACCGGCUGUUCUGGUUCCUCCCCUGUGGUAGUGGUCUCCUCCGCGACGCCCAGCAGCCGCCCGGCAAUCUCGUUGUUGCUGCUCUCCAGCGGCAGAGAGCUGAACCCAGACACAGGCGACUCACUCACCGACAGCGACGACGUCGUCUCAACCUCCCUGCCCCUCAGCUGCCGGGGCGGCUCCACCCUCUUGUGCUGUGGCGGGGGCGCCACACGCCCGAGGGCCGGCGCCUCGGGAGAAGUCUGUGUCUGCGCGUCCGCGAACCCCUCGCCCGUCGCCUCUGGCUCCCGUGCGGUGGGUCUGGGUGUUGUGAGCGUCUCGAAGCUGCUGGCUGAUAAUGAUUCGGCGACGUGCUCGGGGUGGAGCCGCUGCAUGGUGGCGGCGAGGGCCAUUGGCGGCCGGGCACGCGCAUGGACGGGGGCGCCGCCGGGCGGGAAGGGGGGAGGGUGGAUUGAGAGGACGCUGCGAGAUAAGUCGCCGGGUGGCGAGGGGAAUGCAAAUGGGGAUGAGGUGGCCAUGCGGUCGGUGCCCAGGUCGGAUGUGGAUGCGGCAGCGAACUCGGCCGAGACGGGGAUGUGUGGGAUGGAUGGGAUGGAUGGGGGGAUGGGUGGGAGAGGCGGAUAGGGCGAUGGGAUGGGCGGCGGGUGUGGUGGUGUCAAUACGACCGCAGAGGUCGGGCGAGCGGAGGGAACUGACGGCAGUGGAGGGGGCGGGGGCGGGUAUCGUGGAGCGGGGACAGAGGGCGGCGCCUUGCCGGACACAAAGAAGCUCUGCUUCGGACGCAGCUCCUCCACACCUGAGCGAGCGAGCGAGGCAGCGGGCAGCCAUCCGCACUGGUAUGUCAGGCUUCUUGUGUUGUAAAUAACACGUAGGUACCGUGUGCAUGUCUGCAGAAUUGUCCUCUCUUGCAGGUGCCUCUUUUCCAGAAGACGCACAGCGAUGUCUUGUAGAAGUCAUCGGUCGACCGCAGCUCGUCCUCACCUGCACAGUCCACACGCAGUCCAUGCAUACGCGCCAAGGUCAAUUGCUUCGUGCCAAUCAGUCAGUCCCAUUGCUUUCCAUCUGUCCGUAUUUACCGUGUGCAAAAGCACAGUGUGGGUCUAAGCAUUCGCCCUUCUGGAAGUUCUCACACAGCCGGGUCUGUGUCGCGCCCACACCACAGCACAGCACAGCCAUCGAUCCAGACACGCGUGGGAACAUGUGCUGUUUCUGUCUGUCUGUCUGUCUGUCUGUCUCUGUCUUAUCAUCUCUGCAGUGACUGACAGACCUUGGUAAGGUCGGGUCUGGUUCGAACUUCGCUCUCGGAGUGGGCGUACCGGCAACUCUCACCCCUGGUGCACUCUCCCUGACCAGAAAGAGAGAAAGACACACAAAGCGAGCAGGAAUGAGGUCAUGAGACGCUGGCGGCUGGCUGUCCACAUGAGUACAUCAAGUGACUGACGCUCACCUGUUGCCAGAAUCUGAUGAAAAGACAAAAGCACAGACAGCAGAAAAAAGAAACACAGGCAAACGAAUGAACGAACGAGGAGUGAACAUCUUUCCUUCUCGUGUGAGUGUCUUUGUGACUGACUGACUGACUGACUGGGUGUGACUGACUGACUGGGUCACAUACACACACAUAUAUGUACAUACAUACAUACACGUGUACAUACUUGCAGAUUCUGGUUUUGUAGAAUUGUGAGGCGGCAGCACUGGACGAGGCUGGGUGGGCCGAGGCCUCUCCA